AUGCCUCUCGUUCUUGUGAUGGGCGUCAUCGAAAAUGGCAUCCCUGAGCCAGUUCGACAACAUGGCCGCGCCAUCAUCUACACCAUCCUCGCUCUGGCCUUCCUCACCCUUCUCAAGGUGUACAUGUCCGGCCGAAAGAACCCUUCAGAACGUCUUCUCCACGGCAAAGUCGUCCUAUUAACAGGCGGAACGUCGGGCAUCGGUGCCCAGACGGCUCUCCAACUCGCCUCUCGCGGCGCGCAGCUGGUUCUGCUCACGCAAACUCCUGCCUCCGACCCGUUCCUCGUCGAAUAUAUCCAAGACCUACGCGAAAGGACCAAGAAUCAGCUCAUCUAUGCCGAGCAGGUCGAUUUGUCGAGUUUCUACAGCAUUCGCAAGUUUGCGACGAAAUGGAUCGACAAUGCGCCGCCGCGACGGUUGGAUAUGGUUAUUCUGUGCGCCGCUGCCAUGACGGCACCUGGCGGGAAGAGAAAGGAGUCUGAGGAGGGGAUUGAGGAGACUUGGAUGGUCAACUUCUUGGCCAACUUUCACCUGCUGGGUAUUCUCAGCCCUGCACUCCGAGCUCAACCCAUCGAUCGAGACGUCCGAGUUAUUAUCCCGACAUGCUCCUCCUACAUUGGUUCGCCCUCGUUGAAGAAGACGGUUUCCAAGGAGAACUGGACUCCAGGAACAGCCUAUGCGCGCAGUAAGCUUGCCAUGAACGUCUUUGGCCAGGCCUUCCAGAAGCACCUCGACGCCUACGAACGACCCGAUAAGCUUCCCAACAACGCUCGUGUGAUCUUUGUCGACCCCGGUCUUGCUCGCACACCAAGCACUCGCCGUUGGUUGACACGUGGUUCCCUCUGGGGUCUUGCUAUCUACCUUGCCGGCUACAUUUUGCCCUGGUUCCUCCUGAAGUCUCCUCAAAUGGCCGCCCAGUCCAUCCUUUACGCUGCUAUGGAUAACCAAUUUGCUCGAGGCGCCGGUGGAAAGCUCAUCAAGGAGUGCAUGGAAGUGGACUUUGCGCGUAGUGAAGUCAAGGAUGAGGAGGUGGCCAAGAAGCUGUGGGAGGAAAGUGAUGCUUUGAUUGAAAAGGUGGAAAAGAUCCAGGCCAAGAAGAGGGCUGCCCAGAAGGCAGCGGACGAGAAGAAGGCAAAGGAGAAGAGUGAAAAGGAAAAGAAGGAAGAGAUUGAGGAGUUGGUGGGUGCUAUCAAGAAGGGCAAAGAGAAGGAGAAGAAGGCAGCUGGGAAGAAAAAGACCAAGUCAAAAUAG
Molecule: messenger RNA, 1251 nt
Organism: Fusarium keratoplasticum
Lineage: Eukaryota; Fungi; Ascomycota; Sordariomycetes; Hypocreales; Nectriaceae
Exons: 1
Coding region: 1-1251 (416 amino acids)
Source: RefSeq, a predicted model, not a curated record